This is a messenger RNA of Diceros bicornis minor, 5333 nucleotides long. RefSeq lists its product as uncharacterized. Gene Ontology annotation, biological process: virion assembly; proteolysis; DNA integration. Gene Ontology annotation, molecular function: RNA-DNA hybrid ribonuclease activity; zinc ion binding; aspartic-type endopeptidase activity. The record is from RefSeq and is a predicted model, not a curated record. NCBI's taxonomy places the organism in Eukaryota, Metazoa, Chordata, Mammalia, Perissodactyla, Rhinocerotidae.
CGCUUCGGGCCGUAAGGACCGAGCGGCUGCAGUGGCAGACGUGCUGGGAACUGCAGGCUGCAACCCUGGGGGACGCCCCAAGGGACAAGGGGAGUCAGGAAAGCCUGACUACCCCCUUUCAGGUAGAAAAAGAAACGGCACUCUUUUUCCCAGGGAGGACACGAAAACCCCUCCCGUCUGAAACCGCCUUCGGUUGGCUUGUACAGACACCAACCGGGCAAAGUUGUUUUUGUCUUGCUGUGUUUUUGAUGUUCAUUGUUCUGUUUUUGUUCGUUACGUGGACCUCAUUUGACGGGAUGGGACAGACUAUGACGACCCCCCUCUCUUUGACCUUAGACCACUGGACUGAAGUGAGAGCGAGAGCGCACGAAUUGUCGGUAGAAAUAAAAAAAGGGCGUUGGCAGACUUUUUGCACCUCUGAGUGGCCCUCCCUCAAUGUGGGUUGGCCCCCUGAGGGGACGUUUAAUCUAACUGUUAUCCUCGCGGUGAGGGCUAUUGUUUUCCAGGAGAGACCGGGGUCCCAUCCUGACCAACGACCAUAUAUUACAGUGUGGCAGGAUCUGGUGCAGAACCCACUCCCAUGGGUUAAGCCAUGGGUAAAAGCAGAAAAACUAAGCCCCCGAGUCCUGGCGCUGCAGGAUGCGGAGACACGGCAAAAAUCGAAAUCAACUCGAACAGCGGAGUCGGAGACCCCUUCGGCCCCCCCCCCCGGGGUCUACCCUGAGAUUGAGCCUCCUCCCGAAUGGCCCCCUUUCUCGCCUCCCCCUUACCCCUCCCCCGCUCCAGGAUCGCAAUCAGAACGGAGGGCGACUGGCUCGGGGCCCUUCGCUGGAACCCGGAGCCGCCGCGGAGCCACUCCGGACGGGCCUGAUACCACGGUGGCGCUCCCGUUAAGAGAAUAUGGAGCUCCGGCGGGACCCAACCAGCUGUCACCCCUCCAGUACUGGCCCUUCUCUUCCUCAGACCUGUAUAACUGGAAAAAUAACCAUCCCCCCUUUUCAGAAAACCCCGCCGGGUUAACCGCCCUGAUUGAGUCCCUAAUGUUUUCCCAUCAGCCCACUUGGGAUGACUGUCAACAGCUCUUACAGGCACUCUUCACCACAGAGGAGAGAGAAAGGAUCACACAGGAAGCAAGAAAAAAUAUCCGAGGCACCAAUGGGCAGCCGGCAACGAUAGCGGAAGCGGAAGAAGGGUUUCCGCACAAUCGACCCGACUGGGACUAUAAUACGGCUGAAGGUAGGGGGGCGCUGUCCGUUUAUCGCCGGGCUCUAGUGGCGGGUCUCCGGGGAGCCGCAAGACGGCCUACCAAUUUGGCUAAGGUAAGAGAGAUUCAGCAAGGACCCACUGAACCUCCCUCCGUUUUCCUAGAACGAUUGAUGGAGGCUUACCGCAGGUAUACGCCCUUUGAUCCGUCCUCUGAAGGGCAGAAGGCCUCUGUCAUAAGAUUACAGAGGCUAGAGGGGCUGCAGGACUAUGACCUGCGGGACGUGAUAAAAGAGGCCGAAAACGUAUAUCAUAAAAGAGAGAGCGAAGAGGAAAAGAGAGAAAGAGAAAAGAGGGAGGCUGAGGAGAGGGAAGACAGGAGAGACAGGAGACAAGAAAAGAAACUGACUAAGAUACUGGCCGCAGUAAUAAAAGCAACAGGGUCAGAUCACAGGCAGUUAGGGAACCUGGGCAACGCCCCACGACCAGGCUCACACAGACGGCAACCCCUGGACAAGGACCAAUGUGCCUAUUGUAAAGAGAGAGGACACUGGGCAAGGGAAUGCCCCAAGAAAAGGGCCACACCCAAGGUGUUGUCCUUAGGAGAAGACGGAGAAUAGCGGGGACGGGGCUUGGGCCCCCUCCCCGAGCCUAGGGUAACCCUAACUGUUGAGGGGACCCCUAUGAGUUUUCUGAUUGACACUGGGGCUGAAUACUCAGUAUUGAAGCAGCCUUUGGGGAAGUUAAAAACAAAAAAAUCUUUGGUUGUCGGAGCCACUGGGCAGAAACAGUACUCGUGGACCACCUCUCGGACAGUGGACUUGGGGAAAGGAAAGGUGUCCCACUCCUUCCUAGUGAUUCCUGAAUGCCCGACACCAUUGCUAGGUCGAGACCUCUUAACCAAGCUAAAAGCCCAAAUAGAUUUUGCUCAACCUCGGCCUACAGUAUCCUGGUCCGCGCCUACCACCAUGAUAUUGGCUUUGGAGCUAGAGGAAGAAUACCGGCUCCACCAGCAGCCUAAACCUAGAGCUCGGCUCAAUGCCGAUAAGUGGCUGAUCGAAUUUCCCGCGGCAUGGGCUGAAACCGGGGGACUAGGGACAGCUACGAGAACUCCCCCAGUCGUGAUAGACCUGAAGGCCGGAGCUCUCCCGAUAAGGGUGCGCCAGUACCCAAUAAGCAAAGAGGCCAGAGAAGGAAUCCGCCCCCAUAUCCAGAGGCUGCUCCAACAAGGAAUCCUGGUUCCUUGCCAAUCUCCUUGGAACAACCCCCUCUUGCCUGUAAAAAAGCCUGGAACUAAUGACUAUAGGCCGGUCCAGGACUUGAGAGAAAUAAAUAAGAGAGUGCAGGAUUUACACCCUACCGUGCCAAACCCAUAUAACUUGCUCAGCUCCCUCCCCCCAUCACGGAAAUGGUACACUGUCUUAGACCUAAAAGAUGCGUUUUUCUGUCUACGACUGCAUCCGAAAAGCCAGUUACUAUUUGCUUUCGAGUGGCGCGACCCUGACAUGGGGGUCGUUGGACAAUUGACCUGGACGAGACUGCCUCAAGGGUUUAAAAACUCCCCUACCCUGUUUGAUGAAGCCCUCCAUAGGGACUUGGCUGAAUAUAGGGUUAAAAACCCUCAAGUGACUCUUUUACAGUAUGUGGAUGAUCUACUACUGGCAGCGGAAACCCCGGGAGACUGUGAGGAAGGAACCAAGCGCCUCCUGGCCGAGUUGGGUGAGUUGGGGUACCGGGCGUCAAGGAAGAAGGCACAAUUGUGCCAGGAGAAAGUAGUCUACUUAGGCUACACACUAAAAGACGGCCAAAGGUGGUUAACCGACGCCCGGAAAAAGACUGUGACUCAGAUCCCGGCCCCAACCUCCGCUCGCCAGGUAAGGGAAUUCCUGGGGACAGCCGGUUUCUGCCGGUUGUGGAUCCCAGGGUUUGCUACCCUGGCUGCUCCACUGUACCCAUUGACUAAGGAAAGUGGGAACUUUGUCUGGACUCUAGAGCACCAGAAGGCUUUUGAGACUCUAAAACGGGCAUUAUUAGAGGCACCCGCGUUGGCCCUACCAGAUUUGACCAAGCCCUUCACCUUGUAUGUAGAUGAAAGAAAGGGAAUCGCCCGGGGAGUCCUAACUCAAGCCCUUGGGCCCUGGAAGCGCCCAGUCGCAUAUCUAUCAAAAAAACUGGAUCCGGUAGCCAGUGGAUGGCCCUCCUGCUUAAGGGCAAUCGCCGCCACUGCCCAGCUGGUAAAAGAUGCAGAUAAGUUAACUCUGGGCCAACAGAUAACCGUAGUAGCCCCCCAUGCCUUAGAAAGCAUUAUCAGACAGCCUCCAGAUCGAUGGAUGACUAACGCCCGGAUGACUCACUACCAAAGUCUGCUCCUAACUGAGAGAAUUACCUUCGCCCCACCGGCCAUCUUAAACCCGGCCACACUACUGCCCGAAGCAGAUGAUGAAAUACCUGUUCACCAAUGCGGCGACAUCUUGGCAUCAGAAACGGGGACCCGACCCGAUCUGCCGGAUGAGCCAUGGGCUGGGGCCCCUAAUUGGUACACCGACGGCAGCAGCUUUAUGGCAGAAGGUAAGAGGAUGGCUGGGGCUGCUGUGGUAGACGGGAAAAAGACUCUGUGGGCAAGCAGCUUGCCGGAAGGGACUUCUGCACAAAAGGCUGAGCUUAUCGCCCUGACACAGGCGUUAAGGUUAGCUGAAAAUAAGACUGUGAAUAUAUACACGGACAGCAGGUAUGCCUUUGCUACUGCCCAUGUUCAUGGGGCUAUUUAUAAACAAAGAGGGCUGCUUACCUCGGCCGGAAAAGAUAUCAAAAAUAAAAAAGAGAUUCUGGGCCUCCUAGAGGCUAUACAUUUGCCUAAAAAGGUGGCAAUCAUCCAUUGCCCAGGUCAUCAGAAAGGCACCGACCCCAUAGCUCAAGGGAACCGCUUAGCAGAUUUGGAAGCCAAGCGGGCGGCACUAGGACCUAUGGUCCUGACUCUCCAGGGAGCUAAGGUCAGCAAAGCUGCCUCCGGUGGGGAACUAACUAAAGAAGAGAAAGUCCUUUCCGUUGCAGAAGGGCGAGAAUAUCUAUCACAUCUACACCGGCUAACCCACUUGAGCCCUCAGAAACUAAUUAAAAUUAUUGAGGCCUCCCCGUACCAGGUACCAGAUUUGAGAAAGGCGGCUGAGGAAAUUUAUAAGGAUUGUAGAGCUUGCGCUCUCACAAAUGCUGCAGUUACCAAAUACCGCACUGGACAUAGACUCCGGGGAGAUAGGCCCGGAACCUUUUGGGAGAUAGACUUUACUGAAAUCAAACCGGCCCGGUAUGGAAAAAAAUAUCUUCUAGUAUUUGUAGAUACCUUCUCGGGAUGGGUAGAGGCUUUCCCCACCCGAAAAGAGACUGCCUCUGUAGUAGCCAAGAAGAUAUUGGAAGAAAUCCUCCCGAGAUUCGGGAUCCCAAAGGUAAUUGGAUCUGACAACGGUCCUGCAUUCGUUGCCCAGGUAAGUCAGGGACUGGCCAGUCAACUGGGGAUCAAUUGGAAAUUACAUUGUGCUUAUAGACCCCAGAGCUCAGGCCAGGUAGAAAGGAUGAAUAGAACAAUUAAAGAGACCCUAACUAAAUUGUCCAUAGAGACCGGCGAUAGUGACUGGACAGCCCUCCUGCCCUUUGCCCUGUUCCGCGUCCGGAACACCCCACAGGGACCCUUAAAACUUACACCCUUUGAGAUCCUCUAUGGAACCCCUCCCCCUUUGGCACAAAUAGGGAUACAUGACCCUGACAUUGUACCUUCUAUACCUUUGUCAGCCUGCUUGAAAGCACUCGAGGCUGUCAGGCGCGACAUCUGGAACCAGCUAAAAGAGGCUUACCAGCCUGGUGAUCUGCUCAUCCCGCACCAAUUCCAGGUUGGGGACUCUGUCCUUGUGAGACGACAUCGGACGGGGUCAUUAGAGCCACGUUGGAAGGGGCCCUACGUGGUGCUCCUCACUACACCCACAGCAGUCAAGGUGGACGGUAUAACUUCCUGGGUUCACGCUACACACGUGAAGAAGGCACCCCAGAAUGCAGCAGAUCUCUGGAAGGUGGAAAAGACUGAUAACCCUCUUAAGUUGCGUUUACGCCGUGGGAACGACGCGCAGGUCAUCCAAUCCUAA